GUAGGUAUUACGUCUCAGAUGUGUCAGAGGGAGUCAGGGCGAGUCUCGACUGCAGACAUCGUCAACGCGGCCAGGAUGCUUAUCAGCAUGAAAAGAAACCAUCGUUUUUCUCUCAACGGUUCUGCAGUGACAGGAGUGUGACCGCUCAGAUCGACACAGACACACAUCUGAAACGAAGACUUUACGUGCAACUUUUGUCUUUGCGCUCGACGUCGUUCUGCUCUUAUUUUUACUCAAAAACAAAAUCCUCACACCUGACGUGAAUCCGCCAUGUCUGGGAAGGAGCGCAGCCCCCGCCAUCGGCCAUGGUCGGUCUACCGGGCCAACACGUUUGAUCUCUCGUCUGAGAUGAUGGGGUUGGCUCUCUCAGGAAGCAGUCAGGACCCAGAUGAGCCAGUGCUGGAGUUCAGCGUGGCCUGCAGUGAGCUGGUGACUCCUGCACUGGACCGUAAGCCAACCAGCUUUGUGGCCGUCAGCUGCACCACUCCACCCCAGGCCUUCUGGACCAAACACGCUCAGACUGAAAUCAUAGAGGGCACCAGUAACCCCAUCUUCCUGAGCAGCAUAGCAUUCUUUCAGGACUCCCUGAUCACUCAGCAGACGCAGGUCAAGCUUUCUGUGUAUGAUGUAAAGGACCGCUCACAGGGCACGAUGUACAUGCUUGGUUCUGCCAUGUUCUCUGUGAAGGAGCUGCUGCAGGACAAACACCACAGACUGCACCUGACUCUCAGGUCAGCGGAGAACGAGCGUGUGGGCAACAUCACUGUCAUUGCCUGGCAGAUCGAGGAGAAACGUGAGCAGAGAGCUCCAGUCGCAAGAUUACAGAGGGGGGAUACUGUUAAUGGAAGGAUGGUUCUCCCUGUUGAUGAAAGCCUAACUGAAUCCAUGGGCAUCAAAUCCAAGUCUUCGUCUUUGUGCAAAGAUCCGCUGCUAAAGGCUGUGUUCGGCGGCGUCAUGUCACGGACGUACCGUUUCCCCACUACGGACGGUAACCACCUGCGGAUCCUGGAGCAGAUGGCAGAGAGCGCGCUCUCCCUGCAUAUUCCUCGACAGUAUGUCAAACUGUUGCUGGAGGAGGACGCUGUCAGGGUGUGCGAGCUGGAAGAACUGGGUGAGCUGUCUCCAUGCUGGGAGAACCUCAGGAGGCAGAUCAUUACUCAGUACCAGACCAUCAUCCUCACCUACCAGGAGACCAUAAGUGACCUGCAUGAAUAUAAGGGUCCUUCAUUUAAGUCUAGCACCUUGAAGGCUGAGAGGAAGUUGGAGUUCAUUCCCACUAACCUGCAUAUCCAGAGGAUGAGAGUACAGGGAGAGUCUGGUUACGACUGGACAUAUGAUGUAGUGACUAUCGGUGCGCCUGCAGCACAUCAUCAAGGCUUUAAAGGCUGCGGCCUCCGAAAACUGGUGCACAAGCUGGAAGAAGCCAGGAAACAAACCCAUGGAGAGGACAGCUCUAAAGGAAUGGCAUACCAGCCUCAGGAUGUUGUAAAAGCAAAGGAGCUGAUCGGUCAAAUUAACACUCUAAAGACACAAGUGUGUUACUACACCGAACGUCUGUCCCGAGCUGCCAAGGAACGCUCAGCCAAUGCUUUGGAGAGAACUCUGGCCAUCCUAACAGAGAAGACCCGUCAGCUGGUGACCGUGUGCGACUCCAAGCUGCUGUCCACAGCCAUCAUCGCUCUGGCAGCUGCCCGCCCAGAGUUCUCUCAGCAAAACACCCCAUCGCCUUCCUCCUCCUCCCUCUCGCCCUCGUCUCGCUCGCCAUCUCGCUCUCCCUCUCGUCACCCUACCUCCCCGUCCCGUGCCGCCACCUCACCCUCUCGCCACACAGUUCCUCUGGAGGGCAGCGAAGGGGCUAAAAACAAGCGCGCUUCCAUGCAGGCAGAUUUGCAUGAAGAGGAAUGGGAGAAGAUUUGGCUAAACGUGGAUAAAAGCCUGGAGUGUGUGAUCCAGAGAGUGGACAGGCUGCUGCAGCGAGACAAACUCCAGAGUGACAGCAGCUCCGAGGACGUCUUCCUGCUGGCCAAUGAAGAGCCAGGCAGCGCUAAGAAAGUUGCAGAUAGCAGCCCAGAGGUUGAAAAGUCGUCCCCAGGAGAGUGGAGCGAAGCGCUAUAUCCUCUCCUCACCACGCUGACAGAUUGUGUGUCUCUGAUGAGCGACAAAGCCAAGAAAGCCAUGGUGUUUCUGCUGAUGCAGGACAGCGCCCCCACCAUCGCCAUGAGCCUCACCAUGCAGUACCGGCGCGAUGUCGUCUUCUGCCAGACGCUCACCGCUCUGAUCUGCGGCUUCAUUUUAAAGCUGAGGAACUGCCUCUGUGACUCAGGCUUCCUCAGGCAGCUGCACACCAUCGGCCUGCUGGUGCAGUACGAGGGCCUGCUCAGCACUUACGGUGAGGAGCUGGCCAUGCUGGAGGAUAUGAGCAUCGGCGUGAUGGACCUGAGAAAUGUCACCUUUAAAGUCACCCAGGCAACUUCGGGUUUCAGCCCCGACAUGCUGCCCGUGAUCACGGGAAACAGGAGCGGCUUUAACGUCAGGGUCCCGAUGCCUGGAGCGAUGUUCGACACGCUGCCACGAGAGAUUCAGAACGGGAUGCUGCUGCGGGUGCAGCCCGUCCUGUUCAACGUCGGCAUCAACGAACAGCAGACUCUGGCUGAGAAAUUCGGAGACACAUCACUGCAAGAUGUCAUCAACAUGGAAAGCAUGACCCGCCUCAGCUCGUACUAUGACCAGUUUAAAGAAGUCCUUCCAGAGGACUGUCUCCCUCGCUCACGCAGUACCACCAGCGUGCCCGAGCUGCUCAAACUGCUGAGCCAGAACGUGAACGCCAAGAAAAACAAGAAUGUGGAGAUCCUGUGGCAAGCAGCUGAGGUAUGUCGCCGCUUGAACGGAAUGCGUUUCACCAGCUGUAAGAGUGCCAAGGACCGCACAGCCAUGUCUGUGACCCUGGAGCAGUGUCAGAUCCUGCAGCAGGAGCACGCCCUAGCCCCACAGGUCUUUUAUCAGGCCUUGGAUUGUAUGCGGAGUGAGGGCUGCAGGAGAGAGAACACCAUGAAGAAUGUGGGAUGUCGUAAAUAUGCCUUUAAUGCUCUCCAGCUCAAGGCCUUUCCCAAACAAUACCGCCCUCCAGAGGGGACAUAUGGGAAGGUCGAGACCUAAGUGGACUCUUCUAUUUGGCAGAAACCAAAAGACUGAAAGGGGAUAAUGAUGAUGGCACUACACAAAGAAAAGUACCAACACAAACUGGAACAGCGGCCCUUUGUUCUGUGCUUAGUCACUGUUAAGAUAAUAAAUGUCCAAGUGCCAGUGCUUACUGUAGAUUGUUUUAUAGCAGACUCCCCUCUCCUCUCAGUAGUAUUAGAAUCAAACACUUUGCACGCACACACACACACACGCACACUUCACAGCCACAGUCAGCUUUCUGUGUUACAUUGUAGCCAGUGUGCAGACAGCAUUUGCUACUGUACCAGUUGUAGCAUCAGGAAGCACACAGCCUCUCUGGAUUCAUUUCGAUUUUGUCUCCUUAAAAAGGAGAUGUGCAAAAGUCUUAAACCUUUUAGAAGAAUGAUGUGGCACACAGAUCUAUUUGUAAUCAGCUGAGCAGCUGUUAUUUGAUGCCGUCACACUCUCAGUUAAGAAAUGAGAGUGGUGAUGAUCUAUGUUUUUUUCUUACUGUCAACAAAUUUGAUGCAGAAACAAAAUAUCAACAAAAAGAAAUAAAAACCAUCAGUAUAUUAUCUGCACAUCCAGUGCAUUAAGCCAGUUUCAGACGUGGGAUGAAUACUGGAUUCAUCAAUCUGUGAAAGCGUCACUUUACUGUUAAGGUUCAUCACACCUUCAUUCAGACACACCCACAUCCACAACAAAAUACUUUCAGCUACUCCCUCAUCACAAGGGAGUGCUACAUGACUGAUUUGGCAGUUUUACAUCAGAUGUCCUUCAUGACACAAUACCAAAGGGGAUUUGGGGCCUCCAGUUGGAAUUCAACCAGCAACCACGUUUGCCAAGCAAAUGUGUAAGCUACUACAGUAUGGAGCUGGUUUACUAUUGUGGAGAUGCUGCUGUGGUGUUUUAGGUAGUGGAGCAAAAAGAGUUUUGUUUUUUUUCUGAAGUCUGUCUGUUAUAAUCAAAAGCCUAAAAAAUGUUGAGCCAAGCCCAAAGUACAGUACUAUAAAAUAAAUUGGAAAAUAACAUGUUUGAGAAGAUUUUUUAGGGUUUAAGGGGUUCUUUCUGUGGAAUUUUUUCACAGUGGAAAACAUAAAGACCAGUUUCCCCCUUUGAGGCAACACAAGAUAAAAGAACACUGUUUUUGAUCUACGUAAUAACGUGAGGCUGUUUUUCAAAUAUGAAACCAAAAGAGAAGCUGCCCACUAACAGAAGCUAGUAAGCUGUGACAGGACACAAGCUGACUGCUGCCGGCUGGAGCUGCCUACAUGUAACUUUAACUCGUGCUGCUUUAUAUCCACCGUAGGCAAAACGCAAGACAAUAAAGUUUAUUUAGAACUUGUUAGAGAUAUUUCUCGGGACCUGUACUGCUCUGCAGGAUGACAGCUGUUAAAAUCAGAGAACUUAUUAAUUUAUUUUUCCUUUAGGCUCUUGUCUCUACAUCUUUCUACAAACACAUGAAUAUUCUGCACCACAUCACUCUACAACAAGCACAGAUCUUUAAUGAGUGCAGUAUAUAUCUGACACUGCUCUGACAUUUAUAUUGAAAUGAUGUCUUACCUAACUUCUAGGGUUCUUUUGAUGCUACGCAAAAAGCAUUAAAAGGAGAACUGGCUGACAAAUUGUGGGUUUCAGAGUGGGGCACCACAUUAUCCUACAACUCUUAACAUAUCUAAGGAAACGUAGGACAUUUCUGCAGGAUCAUAUGCAGCACCAUAGUGGUUUGAUAGCCCUUCAAACUUAGGUUUUUAUUAAUUAAAGCCGUUUGUGUUUUCAGUCCUCGGAUGAAUUAUGCAGAACUUCAUGAUUGCAAUUAGAUUAAAAAAAAAAAAGUCGCUAUUUUAUCUGCAUGAAAAGAUCUUCAGCUAGACACUAUUGCAAAUGUACAUCAUUGCAGUUUUGCAGUGAUCUGUGGAAUAUUUGCAAUUUUGGCUAUCAACGAGCACUUAAUAAAGCUUUUUAGACUUCAGUGAAAUAAUGCAUAUUGCAUUAUUGUACUAACCAACACCUCUUCUCUUUUGUUUUGUGUUUAACAGCUCUGUGCUAAAAUGUAUAAUGUGCAAUACUUGCAGAGAAAGGGAUUUUAUUUUGAAACUGUUAUUUCUGUUAACAUGGCUGGUGCUGCCAAAUGCUGUUAUAGUUUCAUCCUUUGUUCUCGAGUAAGUUAUGACUUUGUUCUGAUUAGUUGUACAUGCACACAGAAUGAAUGGGUUGCUUGGGAGCAACCUGCACCCCACAGAGGUAUAAACUGAACCUGGAUAAUGAAUAAAGGCUUA
Messenger RNA from Archocentrus centrarchus (flier cichlid), 5438 nucleotides. It is a transcript of the gene inpp4aa, whose product is annotated as inositol polyphosphate-4-phosphatase type I Aa. NCBI's taxonomy places the organism in Eukaryota, Metazoa, Chordata, Actinopteri, Cichliformes, Cichlidae. Bases 271 to 3156 code for a protein of 961 amino acids. The record is from RefSeq and is a predicted model, not a curated record. Gene Ontology annotation, molecular function: phosphatidylinositol-3,4-bisphosphate 4-phosphatase activity. The transcript has 24 exons. Gene Ontology annotation, cellular component: cytoplasm.